Messenger RNA from Dujonia railenensis, 1707 nucleotides. The record is from the annotation of a GenBank genome assembly. Lineage: Eukaryota; Fungi; Ascomycota; Pichiomycetes; Serinales; Debaryomycetaceae.
AUGGCUUGGAGUUAUACGCCCAUUUGCAUAAGGUUUCUUCCAAAAUAUAACGAUAAGCUUAUCGCAGUUUCAGGGAUUUUCUUGGUACUUAAAGAUGAAAAAGAUGACAUUAUAGAUAAAGCGUUCUUAUCCAUCUGCAAUUUAACGAAUGCGGAAAUGGAAUCCAAGUAUAAUAUCUUUGUCUCCGCUGGCGGACUAAUAAACGAAACAGAACUAAAAUGGGUGCCAGUUAGCUUUGAUUUUUAUUCAAAUAUCUUCAACAAGAACUCAAGUACUUCAGAUAAGUUAUACACCUCAAUUAAGUAUUUCACUCUGCAUGGAUUCAAACUAAUACCAUUCGAAUCAAGAGGGAGCCAAGACGUCGAUUUUUUGUAUGGAGUCAAAAUUGCAGGAUUCAAAAUGAAUUCUGCCAAUUUCGAAUACUUUUCUAGGUCAGUUAAGAACUCCUUACAGGUGAUACUGUUUCGCGGAUCAGCUAUUAACUCUAACAUUAUAAUCGAAAGUUCUCCAUUUAGUUUUACGAACCCUGCACUUUUCAUCAACUUUGUUUCUCAUGGUACUAUCAACCUAGUCAUAUCACAAGAUGAUGAAAAUGAUGAGAGGGAAUUAGGUUAUAUAUCAGAUACUAAGUACCUAGAGAAUAUGGUUGGAGGCGUAGUAAAAGUAGACGAGGUCAAUUCAAUUGGGUUGGUGCUUGGAAAUGUGAGGAAGUUGAAUGGUGAUGGUGACUUGACCCUCAUUUUAUCGUGGAACACAAUUCUCAGGGGACUAAAGGGAGCGAGAACCAGCGGUAGAUUAGAACCUUCUCCUUUAGCAUCCGAGAUCCAUUUCAUAACGAAUAACUUGCCUGAAAAUGUGGCAGAUAGUGAACAUCGACAUGGCACCAGUAAAGGUGUACUCGCGAUAACAGUUGAAUCUUCAUCCCCUCAUCGCCUGUACUGGGGAUCUGGGGUCUUAUUCGAUAAGGAGACUAUUAUUACUAAUGAUCAUGUUGUAAAUGUAAAUCUAAAACAAGCUAAAAUCUCUAUUUAUUUGAGUAAGAAUACGUGGAUAGUACUUGACGCAUUGACACUCACUGAUAAGAUAAACCCAGAGUCGCUGUCCGAUCAAAUUAUCACUCCGUUCAACAAUUUAGAUAUCUCUUUCAUAAAGCUAUCAAAACAAAAUCAAAAAGUCAUUGCCAGCAUGGGUAACUUGCACCCAGUCCAGAAGGGACUUCCAGGAGACUACAAAGUUGGAGAUACAGUUACAACUGUUGGGUUCGGGUUAUUUUUGUCUAAAGCUAUCUCACAACAACCGCUUUCUUCCCAAGGAGUAAUAUCAUCUAUUGCCAGAUUUCCGAUAUUUGAGGGUACACCGUCGUCUGAUAUUACUCCUUCACUUAUAGUGACAUCAUCCUCAUGCUGGAAUGGGUCGUCUGGAGGAGGAUUAUUCGAUAUUAAAUAUAAUAAGCUACUAGGGAUGAUUUGUUCCAAUGCAGAAGUAAAUAUUCCCGAAAUACUAUUCGAUGGUCCUAGAAGCGUCCUUGCUAAAACCGAGAAGGUUUCCAAGUUUUCCUUGUGCAUCCCGAUUGAAGUAAUUAACGAAUUGAGUAAUUAUAUUCAGAGGUGUAACAAGUAUGAUAAAAUUAAUAAUAGGAUUAGUAAUGCGUGGAAAUUAUUACCCACCCAUGAAGAGAUAGAAAUUGAUACAUCUGCCAGAUUAUAA